AUAGUGACUCUGGGUCAUAUGACGGAAAUAAAACUGGCACAGUUUCGCGGAAAGGACCUAAAACGUCGUUUUGUUACCGAGCUACCUGUGGGACAUUUGGACUUUGUGCAGUGAUACUUUGUGUUGUUCCGUUUCUGGACACACAGUCAGGGGAACUGUAAAUGUGACGCUCCUUCAACAUCCUCAUUCGAGCAGCUGCAGUUUGCGGAAGCUCACCUGUCUGUCAUCAUGCUAACCGUGUUUGUUGUUGUCGUUGCUCUUGUUUCUCAAACUGCGGCUCGCUACACCCCGGACUGGACGAGCCUGGACGCCAGGCCGUUGCCCUCAUGGUACGACGAAGCCAAACUGGGAAUUUUCAUCCACUGGGGCGUGUUUUCUGUGCCCGGCUUUGGCAGCGAGUGGUUCUGGUGGCACUGGCAGGGCCAGCAGCCCCCGGACCAGAAAUAUGUGAACUACAUGUCCCAGAACUACCCACCAGGCUUCACCUACCCAGAGUUUGCUCGUCAGUUUCACGCGCAGUUCUUCAAUCCGGAUGAGUGGGCGGAUAUUUUCAAAGCUUCUGGUGCAAAGUAUGUGGUCCUGACUGCCAAACACCACGAAGGGUUUACUAACUGGGAGUCUCCAAACUCAUGGAACUGGAAUUCUGUUGAUACUGGUCCUCACAGGGACCUGGUGGGAGACCUGGCAGAGGCAGUGCGCAACAGGUCACUGCACUAUGGACUCUACAAUUCCUUGUAUGAGUGGUUCCACCCUCUCUAUCUCAUUGACAAGAAGAAUGGCUUCAAAACGCAGGAGUUUGUGCUGCAGAAACUACUUCCAGAGCUUUAUAACAUGGUUGUAAGGUAUCGACCUGAAGUCAUCUGGUCUGACGGAGACUGGGAAGCACCUGACACCUACUGGAACUCUACCGAAUUCUUGGCCUGGCUCUACAACGAGAGCCCGGUUAAAGAUACCGUUGUGACUAAUGACCGAUGGGGAGCUGGCUGUGCCUGUAAACAUGGCGGCUACUACAACUGCGAGGACAAGUACACGCCGGGCCAGCUGCCCACACACAAGUGGGAGAAAUGCACAUCUGUGGAUACUCUUUCCUGGGGUUACCGUCGAAACAUGAAGAUGAACGAACUUUUGCCAUUGGCUGCGCUUAUCGAGGAUCUGGUCCGCACUGUGGCUUUUGGGGGUAACUACCUUCUGAAUGUGGGUCCCACACCUGACGGGAUGAUCCCCCCUUUGUUUGAGGAGAGGCUAAGAGGUCUUGGAGACUGGCUGGAGGUCAACGGGAAGGCCAUUUACUCUUCCAAACCCUGGAGGGUGCAGUCAGAAAACACCACUGUACCAGUUUGGUAUACAUCUAAGGGGUUGACAGUCUAUGCCAUCCUAACAGCCAAACCCCCAAUGAGCACAGUGAAACUGCUGGCACCCAAAGCUUCAGCCAUCACACAGGUGUUCUUGGUGGGGAAUCCCACACCUUUAUCUUGGGCCCCAGUCAACCCCGGUGGUGGCCUUGUUGUCCUUUUGCCAGAGCUGCCUUACACUCCUGCUCAGGCAUGGACGCUUGAACUGGACUUAGUGCAGUAAGCCAGCGGUCCCCGACCGGUACCGGUCCGUGAGUCGUUUGGUACCGGGCCAUGAGAGUUGAGGCUCAGGUGUGAAAUGUAUGGUUUUCAGGGUUUUUAUCGGUUUUCAGCGUUAUUUUG
This is a messenger RNA of Neolamprologus brichardi, 1694 nucleotides long. RefSeq names its product tissue alpha-L-fucosidase-like. The record is from RefSeq and is a predicted model, not a curated record. NCBI's taxonomy places the organism in Eukaryota, Metazoa, Chordata, Actinopteri, Cichliformes, Cichlidae. Gene Ontology annotation, cellular component: lysosome. Gene Ontology annotation, molecular function: alpha-L-fucosidase activity. Gene Ontology annotation, biological process: fucose metabolic process; glycoside catabolic process.